Messenger RNA from Colius striatus (speckled mousebird), 2782 nucleotides. RefSeq names its product diacylglycerol kinase beta-like. Lineage: Eukaryota; Metazoa; Chordata; Aves; Coliiformes; Coliidae. Gene Ontology annotation, cellular component: plasma membrane. Gene Ontology annotation, biological process: diacylglycerol metabolic process; lipid phosphorylation; intracellular signal transduction. Gene Ontology annotation, molecular function: calcium ion binding; ATP-dependent diacylglycerol kinase activity. Bases 141 to 2765 code for a protein of 874 amino acids. The record is from RefSeq and is a predicted model, not a curated record. The transcript has 24 exons.
UGCUGAGCGGGUGCUCUGAAGCCCCGGGGUCUGCUGCCCACGGGCUCGGGGGGAUGGUGCCCGUCAGCUGAGAGCCCCUCGUGGGGCCAGUGUGAGUGAGAGGCCCCGGCACGGCCAGCACAGGGGGCGGCCGCACGACCAUGGGCGACGGCGGCUGGAUCUCGCUCAGCCCCACCGAGUUCGCGCAGCUCCAGCAGUACACGGACUACUCCACCAAGAAGCUCAAGGAUGUCCUGGAGGAGUUCCACGGGGACGGCGUCCUCUCGAGGUACAACCCUGAACAGCCCAUUGACUAUGAAGGCUUUUGCCUCUUCAUGAAGACCUACCUGGAGGCAGAUGUGCCAGAGGAGCUUUGCCAACACCUCUUCACCUCCUUCAAGCGUAAGAUAUGCGAAGCCUCCCCCGAGAGCCAGCGCCAGAGCCCCGGCGUCCCGCAGCUCAGCACCCAGGGGAUCAAUGGCAAAACGCUCCGGAGUGCCCUGGGACGACAGACUCCCGAGCCCAAGAGCUGCCACGGCACCCUGGCCGAGCCGCAGCCGGCGGCCCUCACCCCGGCAUCGAUCCCCAACGCCUCCCCUAGCUGGUCCAGGUCAUCCUCCCAGAAGUCCAGCACCGGCACCCCUUCUGCUCACAACUCCUCGGGCUCGUCGAAGAUCUCCUCUGGGUCCCUGCUCAGCCCGCAGUCGCCAGGCCCGAGGAGCACAGAGAAGCGGUUGCCCUUCAGCCUGCGGAAGAGCCACAGCUCGCUGCGAGCGGCCCCGCCGCCCCCUGCCCCCCUGGCCCCCGCUGUCCACCUGAAGGACAUCGUCUGCUACCUCUCACUGCUGGAGAGGGGACGGGCAGAGGACAAGCUGGAGUUUAUGUUUCGCCUCUACGACACGGAUGGAAACGGCCUCCUGGACAGCUCGGAGCUGGAUCGGAUCAUCAACCAGAUGGUGCACGUGGCCGAGUACCUGGAGUGGGACUCCAGCGAGCUGAAGCCGAUCCUGAAGGACAUGAUGGAGGAGAUCGAUUAUGACCACGACGGGACCGUGACGCUGGAGGAGUGGAUCCGGGGCGGCAUGACCACCAUCCCCUUGCUGGUCCUGCUGGGCAUGGAGACGAACGUGAAGGAUGAUGGGCAGCACGCCUGGAGGCUGAAGCACUUCAAGAAACCCGCCUACUGCAACUUCUGCCGCACCAUGCUGCUGGGGGUCCGCAAGCAGGGCCUGUGCUGCUCCUUCUGCAAGUACACAGUCCAUGAGAGAUGUGUGUCCAAAGACAUCGCCUCCUGCAUCAGCACCUACGUGAAAUCCAAGAGAAACACAAGUGUGAUGCAGCACACCUGGAUCGAGGGCAAUUCCCCCGUCAAGUGCGACCGAUGCCACAAGAGCAUCAAGUGCUACCAGGGCAUCACGGGCCUGCACUGCGUCUGGUGCCAAGUCACUCUCCACAACAAAUGUGCGUCCCACGUGAAGCCAGAGUGCGACGGGGGCCCGCUGCGGGACCACAUCUUGCUGCCCUCCUACAUCUGCCCCGUCGUCCUGGACAGGCAGUCCCACUGCCGGAGGUCCGAGAGUGACUCCCCUGCCAGCACCAGCCCCGAGGACAGCCAGGGCUUCAAGUUCAACUCCAGCACGGUGGAGGGGCAGGGGCUGCAGAUCAGCCCCCGGCCCGGCACUCACCCCCUCCUCGUGCUCGUGAACCCCAAGAGCGGAGGGAGGCAAGGGGAGAGGGUCCUGCGGAAGUUUCACUACCUGCUCAACCCGCGCCAAGUGUACAACCUGGACCGCGGCGGGCCCGCGCCGGGGCUGAGCUUCUUUCGGGACACGCCGGAUUUCCGCGUGCUGGCCUGCGGCGGCGACGGCACGGUGGGCUGGAUCCUGGAUUGCAUCGACAAGGCGAACCUGGCGAGGCACCCGCCGGUGGCUGUGCUGCCCCUGGGGACGGGCAACGACCUGGCGCGGUGCCUGCGCUGGGGAGGAGGCUACGAAGGAGGCAACCUGAUGAAGGUCCUGAAAGACAUCGAGCACAGCACGGAGGUGAUGCUGGACCGCUGGCAGAUGGACGUCAUCCCCAGCGACAGAGAGGCCGACGGCGACCCCGUCCCGUCCACCAUCAUCAACAACUACUUCUCCAUCGGGGUGGACGCCUCCAUCGCCCAUCGCUUCCACGUCAUGCGAGAAAAACACCCAGAGAAGUUCAACAGCAGGAUGAAGAACAAACUGUGGUACUUUGAGUUCGGGACGUCAGAGACCUUCGCGGCCACCUGCAAGAAGCUCCACGACUACGUGGAGGUGGAGUGCGACGGGACCGUCCUGGACCUGAGCGCCGCGUCGCUGGAGGGCAUCGCCGUGCUCAACAUCCCCAGCAUGUACGGCGGCUCCAACCUCUGGGGACACACCAAGAAGCAGCGCAGCUACAGCCGGCUGGGCAGGAAAGCGCCCGACAGGCCGCCGGCCACCGUGGUCACCGACGCCAAGGAGCUCAAGUUCUGCGUGCAGGACCUCAGUGACCAUCUCCUGGAGGUGGUGGGGCUGGAGGGUGCCAUGGAGAUGGGGCAGAUCUACACGGGGCUGAAGAGCGCUGGGAAGAGACUAGCCCAGUGUUCAUCCGUCACCAUCAGGACAUCCAAGCUGCUGCCCAUGCAGGUGGACGGGGAGCCCUGGAUGCAGCCGUCCUGCACCGUGAAAAUUACCCACAAAAGCCAAGUGCCGAUGCUGCUGGGCCCCCCGCAGAAGAGCAGCUUCUUCUUCCUGAGGAGGAGAAACCGAACUCGAGAUUAAGCAGCGUGAGAGGAGCC